This is a messenger RNA of Suillus subalutaceus, 789 nucleotides long. RefSeq lists its product as uncharacterized. The coding region runs from base 161 to 658 and encodes 165 amino acids. The transcript is spliced from 6 exons. The record is from RefSeq and is a predicted model, not a curated record. Lineage: Eukaryota; Fungi; Basidiomycota; Agaricomycetes; Boletales; Suillaceae.
UGACAGCAAUAUACAUAUAUGCGACAUUCCAGCCGACAUCCUUGCUAGCGUUGGGCUUGCAGAAGAACCGCAGCCCAGUAAACGUCCACACCGCGCUAGUUUACUCAACUCCGAUGCAACACGUCGUCCCGUGCACCGUAAACCAGUGAUAGUACCUGUCAUGUCUCCCAUCCCUCGCCCACCGAGACCUUUGCCCAGAAGGGACCCGCAAACUUUCCUUCGCUUUCUACGCAACCUCUUUCCCUCCUCUCGUACAGACGCGGUUCGCACCAAUGAGCCUCGUAAUCCCUUAGACUUCCCAGCUACAUCUCCCCUACCGCGUCCACUUACAAAAACAGACGAGAACUGUCGACCCACACCAACACCACCCACCACCCAAUCCUCUACUAUUAAAACUUCUGCAACUCCCGCAUCUAGCUUGCAUCAACUAUCAACCUGGUGGCCCUUUCAGAAAGAUCAUACAUCGCCGGCUAUCGUCGAUGUUCCUCUCGCGCCGGCCAAACUGCGGUAUGCUACAGCGGGUGCUCCCCGAGAUGAUGAUGACCUGAUACGCGAUGAAGACUAUGUUUCCCCUCCUCCUUCCCCCAAUCCCGGCUCUCGUGCACGGAUUGUUAACGCCGGACAACAUGGAAGUGGCCGGUUUUGUUUAUGUUUCUAACUGAUCUCAAACUUGUUCCCCGGUAUCUCGUAACUGCAAUCGUUGCCCCUUGGAUGUGUCGUCCUCUGUACACUUAUGUGGUCACUAUACCAACCAAUGUGCUUGAGAUAUAAUCUCCGAUAAUCGAUCCU